This is a messenger RNA of Lycium ferocissimum, 1046 nucleotides long. RefSeq lists its product as uncharacterized. The record is from RefSeq and is a predicted model, not a curated record. The transcript has a single exon. Bases 100 to 816 code for a protein of 238 amino acids. NCBI's taxonomy places the organism in Eukaryota, Viridiplantae, Streptophyta, Magnoliopsida, Solanales, Solanaceae.
CCCUAAAUAUGACAAGUUUAAUCAUUUAAAUACCAAAACUAAGAUUUUUUUUUCUUUUCAUAUCAGCACCAACAGAAGAUCAAAAGAGCUAAAAUUUUCAUGGAGAAAGAGAAACCAGCCAAGUCAAAGAAGAACAUGAUCUUGAAGUUUUUGCCAAAAGCAGCAGCUGCAGCUGUUAUAUUCCAAAAUCACCCUUAUAGUCCAGGCAGAGAAAAAAGAUUUCAUCAUAAUCACAAAGGAUUUUCUGGUCCAAUUGUAUCAAUUAUCCCAGCAGAAGCAAGAACUAGAAAAUCAAAUAAUGAAACAUAUCAAGAACCGACAUCACCAAAAGUCUCAUGCAUUGGCCAAAUCAAACAGAGGAAAAACAAGAAAAAAAUCAUCAAAACAACCACACCAACUCCAGUAGUAGAGAAAAAUCCCAGUAAGAAGAAAUCAUCAAGAUCCAAAUUUAGAAAUAUAUUUCAAAGGGGGAGCAAAUCUGGUGAUGAUACAACUAGUUCUUGUGAUGUACAAAACAGUGCACCCAGUUUGAACCAGUUGAAAAAAUUUGCUAGUGGUCGUGAAGGUACUUUGUCGAAUUUCGACUGGAAAAAUGUGCAAAUUACACCAGAAGAUCAUAGAAAAUAUUAUUCUGAUGAUGAUAGAGAAGAUUAUUCUGAUGAAGAAGAAGAAGAAGAGGUAAUUAUUCCAUUUUCAGCUCCAAUUUUAGUAGGAAGAGAUAAUAGACCAAAUUUUCCUUUGGAGCCAAAGAAGGAAAUUAAUUUAUGGAAAAGGAGAACCAUGACCAAACCAAAUCCUCUCCAAUUGAAAAAAUAAGGUUGUAUAAUUAGUUCUCUUCCAUUGAUUUGUUGUUUUUUAUUCAUUUCAGCUUAUAAUUAGCUUACUUGUAAACUAUGUUGCUUGAAUCUUUCAAAAAUACAGAUUUACCCGUGCCAAAUCUUGAAAAAUUUAGGAUUGGACACGGACACCCCGAUCUUUUUAGAGGAUUCGAGUAAUAGAGGUUGUAAACGAAAUACCAUUUAGAAUUAUAUGUGUAUUUUCUUGAA